ACUCCCCCCCCCCCGCACCCCAGCAUGGGGAACGAGAGCCUGGGCCCGCCGGGCUACCUCCCCCACUACCUGCUGCGGGGAGACCCCUUCGCCUCCCGCCUCUCCCUGGCCGACAUCAUGGCGGCCCUCUACAUCGGCAUCAUAGGUAUCCUGUCAGCUACAGGUAACGGUUACGUUAUCUACCAGUCCUUCAGACGCAAGAGCAAGCUGAAGCCCCCAGAGAUGAUGACUGUUAACCUCGCCAUCUUUGACUUCGGCAUCUCAGUGUUCAGCAAGCCGUUCUUCAUGGUGUCCAGCUUCUCCCACCGCUGGCUCUUCGGCUGGCAGGGCUGCCGCUGCUACGGCUGGACGGGGUUCUUCUUCGGCUGCGGGAGCCUCAUCACCCUGACGGUCGUCAGCCUGGACCGCUACCUGAAGAUCUGCCACCUGUCCUACGGCGCGUGGCUGAAGCGCCAGCACACCCUCCUGGUCCUGGCGGCGGUGUGGUUCUACGCGGCCUUCUGGGCCACCAUGCCUCUGCUGGGGUGGGGGAGCUACGCCCCGGAACCCUUCGGGACCUCCUGCACGCUGGACUGGUGGCUGGCCCAGGCCUCGCUGUCCGGCCAGACCUUCGUCCUGUCCAUCCUCUUCUUCUGCCUGGUCCUGCCCACCGCCAUCAUCGUCUUCUCCUACGUCAAGAUCAUCAUCAAGGUCAAGGCCUCCAUCCAGGAGGUGUCCAGCUUCGACGCCCGCAUCAAGUCCAGCAACGUCCUGGAGAUGAAGCUGACCAAGGUGGCGAUGCUGAUCUGCGUGGCGUUCCUGGUCACCUGGAUCCCCUACGCCGUCGUGUCGGUGGUGUCGGCGUUCGGCCAGCCGGACUCCAUCCCCAUCGCCCUCUCCGUCAUCCCCACCCUGCUGGCCAAGUCCUCGGCCAUGUACAACCCCAUGAUCUACCAGGUGAUGGACCUGAAGAACUCCUGCAAGAACCUGUCCUGCUUCCAGAACAUCAAGAAGAGGACGCACUUCAACACCUCCAGGUUGUAUGCUGUGUCCUGCUCCCUGAAAGGCCGAAUGCCAGCCAAUGAAACGCCGCUGGAGGCGUGACUACAGACCGGACACCUUGAUCACAUCACCACACACACACACACACACACACACACACACACACACACACACACACACACACACACACACACACACACACACACACACACACACACACACACACACACACUGCCUAUCCACAUCAGCAGCGAAUUGUCUCUUCUUGGCUCCUCCCACUGCCAGUCUCUACCCAGAAUGCUCUUUUCAAGGUCAUGUGACGGAUCGGCUCAAGGCCUCAAUGUUCGGAAGAUUCAAAAUUGACCCCUAGGAGACUUGUUUUGAAGCGGGACUCUUAAGGAAGACAUUUGAACCUCUUGUGUUCGUUCGUCUGCCCCAGGUUCAAAGUUCAGAAUCAAAGUUCAGAAUCAAACUUUUGUUGAAUGUGAUUGACUGCACCCCAGGAGAUGCCCGGGAUGUAUCCGCACAAACAGACACUUUAGCACAAAGCCCGCCCCCUGGUGGUCACGUUAACGUGGGGCGGACGGUUCAACGGCAGCCUCAUCUCAAGCUGCAGGUCAAGGGUCAGAGUUCAGGUGAGUGUUGAGGUUCAGGUUUCAAGCUUCCCGGUUAAGGCUUUAGUUUGAGAUGGAUGGUGGUUUCUCAUCUCAGACCCCAACCUGCUGCCGAGCUUAUGAGGGAUGAACUAUCGCAAUAUGUACGAAGUCAGUGCAAGUCUUGGAAGAUGGUGAAUGGACUGCAAUAACCGGAACACACGCUGGGUCGGGUAGUUCUCCUUUCCCUUGAGUGGAACUGCAAUUAUGUGCCCGUUACUUCACCGCUUUACCACUAUUGACAUUUGAACACAACUGCGAUAGCCUAUAGACACUAGUAUUUAUAAAAAAUAAUGAAUGCUUUGUUUCUUGCACUACUGCACAAUCGGAACUGCAACGUAUACACAUAAUAAAACAUAAAGAAAGGAGAAGACACGGGUGAUGGUCGACCUUAUGCCGGCUCAGGCCUCUGGCGCCCUCUUGUGGUAGAAAUAUGGAACACUGGUGGGAAUUUAUAUCAACAUCCGUUCAGGGAUUCAUUGCAUUAUGUGUAUUAUUGGGAAAUAAAUAGAUAUAAAGUGCAUUUAAGAUUUGCUCAUGACUUUACCUGGGUAAAUAUUCAGAUAAAUGUUCAUUCGUAAUUUGAGGUUCGAUGUCAUUAAUGUGGAAGGCAUAUUCUUUGUUAACAAACGAAAUGAAAUGUCCGAAGGCCUGCGGCGACAGACGGAUACGAAACAGCACAAGAUCAACAAUGUGAACAUUAUCGUAUCAUCCGACAAGAUCACUGGAUAUAUCCCAGGGAAGUGAAUCCGGAACACCUGCGAUAGGUGAAAGGGUGGAAGUUGUGUUCCCGCAGACGACAUGAACAAGUAAGUCAAUCUAAAUGGGUGUGUGAGCGGGUUAGUGUGUG
Molecule: messenger RNA, 2484 nt
Organism: Gadus macrocephalus (Pacific cod)
Lineage: Eukaryota; Metazoa; Chordata; Actinopteri; Gadiformes; Gadidae
Gene: opn5
Product: opsin 5
Biological process (GO): G protein-coupled receptor signaling pathway
Cellular component (GO): membrane
Molecular function (GO): G protein-coupled receptor activity
Source: RefSeq, a predicted model, not a curated record